Esox lucius (northern pike) is the source of this 643-nucleotide messenger RNA. Its product is annotated as nucleoside diphosphate kinase A 2-like. The record is from RefSeq and is marked provisional. Bases 61 to 519 code for a protein of 152 amino acids. Gene Ontology annotation, biological process: CTP biosynthetic process; GTP biosynthetic process; regulation of apoptotic process. Gene Ontology annotation, molecular function: nucleoside diphosphate kinase activity. The transcript is spliced from 5 exons. NCBI's taxonomy places the organism in Eukaryota, Metazoa, Chordata, Actinopteri, Esociformes, Esocidae.
ACUGGUCUGAUUGUUCGGUCUUCUCCCGCAUCUUCUGUCAGUCUCAACAACUCAAGCACCAUGUCUAACACUGAGCGUACCUUCGUCGCCGUGAAGCCCGAUGGCAUCCAGAGGGGACUUGUGGGCGAAGUCAUCAAGCGCUUCGAGCAGAGGGGCUUCAGGCUGGCUGCCAUGAAAAUGGUUGUGGCAUCUGAGGACCUCUGCAAGCAGCACUACAUUGACCUGAAGGACUUGCCUUUCUACCCUGGUCUUUGUACUUUCAUGCACUCCGGACCAGUUGUAGCCAUGAUCUGGGAAGGCCUGAAUAUUGUGAAGAACGUCAGACUGAUGCUGGGAGAGACCAACCCCGCUGACUCAAAGCCCGGCAGCAUCCGCGGAGACCUGUGCAUCACUCUCGGCAGGAACCUCAUCCACGGCAGUGACUCUCUCGACAGUGCCAACAAGGAGAUUGCCCUGUGGUUCAAACCUGAGGAAAUCAUUGAGUACAAGAGCUGCCAACAGGCAUUCCUGUAUGAGUAAAUCCAAUGGACCGGAAUGGAACUGUUUAUUCUCCCCACACCCCAUGAGACUCAUUCAGAAUGUUAACCUGCAACAUGUUCACGUACCAAUUUAUGACUUAAAACACCUGUCAAUAAAACUGAUC